This is a messenger RNA of Ornithodoros turicata, 4044 nucleotides long. RefSeq lists its product as uncharacterized. NCBI's taxonomy places the organism in Eukaryota, Metazoa, Arthropoda, Arachnida, Ixodida, Argasidae. Gene Ontology annotation, biological process: regulation of DNA-templated transcription. The record is from RefSeq and is a predicted model, not a curated record. The transcript is spliced from 6 exons. Gene Ontology annotation, cellular component: nucleus. Gene Ontology annotation, molecular function: transcription factor binding; transcription coregulator activity. Bases 1 to 4029 code for a protein of 1342 amino acids.
AUGACGCAUGGAGUCACGUGUCUUCAAACCUUUACCUUCCUUUUGGAAUUACCCUUAGGCUGGGACAAGGUUCAGCGGCUUUGUGACUGCACGGCGGACGAAUUCCAGGAAGUGACUAAUCAUGUUGGCAUGGCCGAAAAGCAACUUCACGUCAAGAGAUUGAAAAAUGCGCUGGGCCAGUGGACACGACAGUCAGCCGUAACGAUGCCCAUUGGGCGAAACCAGCGGGAGCGUGAACUCCACGAGCUACUUCAGCGAGCGAAUCUGCUCGCCUACUACAACAAGUUCAUUGAGAAAGGCUGGGUCAGUGUGCAGCGGCUUUUUGAUGCGACGAAAGAAGAGUUUCAAGAGGUCGUCGACAGUGUUGGCAUGGCUGAAUACACAUUUCACGUCAUGAGAUUGGAGAACGCACUGGCACAUUGGCGAUGGCACACAGCCUAUUUUCCAGUCCAAUUUUCCAGUCCCACUCCGGCAAAGAAACAAAAACAACCGGAGAUUUGCCAACUGCUUGAACAAGCGGGACUUGGCUGUUACAAGAAGAAAUUCUUGGAAAUAGGCGCAGACGAUAUGCAGCAGCUUCACGACUUGACUGGCGAAGAGUUCCAUGAGGUCAUCGACGGGGUAGAGAUGUCCAGGAAGCCGAUUCAUGUAAAGAAACUCAAGAAGGUACUCGAAGAAUGGACGACGCACGCAGGCACAUCGCAAGUUCGCCUACCAAUACUGGUCGACAGAUCUCCUGAGACUGCGGCUGACAGAGCUGGGAUGCAUUCUGCCAUCGACAGGAGAGACGUCGAGCAAGUGCGAAAGUAUAUGCAGGAAAAACCGUGGCUAAAGAUGUGGCUCAAUCCAGAUACGGAUGAGUCUGCUAUGCAUCGAGCUGUGAAGAAGAACGCGUUUAACGUCUAUGCCCUUCUGCUGUCGGAGAAAUGUGUAUUCAAGAACACUGCCGAAAGUGAUUGUCUUCGGGGCUUGAAUAAUCUCCAAAAGUCCGAACUCGAGCGACAAGAAAAUUUCGUAACCCAAUCCCAAGAAUCUCACAUCUAUGCCCUCAAGAGCAGAUCGAAGAGCCCAUCCGCUCGUGAAGGAUUUGACGAAGUUCUCGAUAACUUGUAUCGUGCUCUCGACAGCAGCGACUUACUCCGGCCCGUGUUGAACGUAGUAUCAAGGGCCCCCUAUUUGAGUAUUCUCUUGGACUUUGAGCGAGAGCACACCCAGUGCAUGACGGGCCACGGCAGUGAAUGCCUCGGGAUAGCUUAUCCAGAAAAGCAAAGAAUCUUUGUAGGAGCCAAAGGGCUCCGCGGCGGACCAACGCAGGCCACGAAUGAUCGCACAAACGAAGUCGCAGGGAUCAUGGUCCACGAGCUAUGUCAUUUUGCUCUUUCUCUGGUAUACAGAAAUGAAGCAAAGCCCUACCGGCACACGGAUGCAAUCAGAAGAAAAGAUUACGCAAGUAUCCUGGAGGACGCUAAAGCUAGAAAAGACUUGCAUUAUAUCUUAAAAUGGGUAUUUAAUGAGGAAGACAAAAAUGAGGAUGCAGAACUUAUUGUUCGGGUACCUCAUAUUCUUGCUCUUGAUCCUACAGAAGGCGACAAAAUUCUCAGGAAACAAGUCCCGAAGCUUUAUCAGUUCUUCAAAGAGCACGUCAUCCCUGAUAUGGUACAGUGCAUACGGAAUGGUUGUCCUAUAAAGGACAUUGAGGAAAUCAGGGAGUUCAACGGAAAAUUAGGGAGGGCGUCUUCAACAGAGGAUCUGAAAAUAGAAUUUAACACAACGCUUGACCACAGUGUUCUUGUACGUAAGCCGUUUGUUGUCCUCGCAGCAUCAAAUCUAUCGUUCCUCGAAGUAAUGGUUAAUGAUCUCGUGAGAAAGGAAGGUGUUUCCUAUCUGUUUCUCGAGGCAUCGCAGUUGAAGCAGGAAACAUAUGCCAUUCUAAACGAGAACAAGUGCAGCUUCUUGCUGCUGUCGUGUGAGGGCAAAGCUGACCUCGAACGCAUUCUCAAGUACUGGAAAUAUCUGCAUCACAUCACGGGCACGAACGCCAUUCUGCUGACGUCAAUAGCCAACCUGGUGCACUGUCGCCAAGAGGUUGAGAAGAUAGCACUAUCUGAGAGCGAAGUUCACGAAGACAUACGGUGUGCUAGUUAUGAGAAUGUCACAUCAAAGUGCAAGAGAGCAAUUGUCGAAAAGUCAAAGAUUGCACUUCAGGCUCCCGACCACCACUCUGAUAUUCACCUCAUCCUAGACACGAAUUGGUUUUUGAAAAUUUGCGACGAGAAGACGUUUCUAACAUUGUGCAGAAAAAAUGUUCUACAUUUUGGUCCACAGCUGAAGGCACUUAGCGAAAAUGUAAGCAAGUGCUACAUUGAACAAAAGUGUCGAAGGUCCGUAAAAGUGGAUUUGAAACAGAUCGAAGAACGUUCAAGGCACGACGCUUUCGCUAUCCUCGGGUGCGAAGAGGAAACACUUCGGUCAUAUCUACCAAAACGGCAUGCUCUGAAGCGAAUGAGCACCUUGAACAAGUUCGAGGAAAUCGUCAUUCUGGACAGCGACGGUGACUACAAUGAUCUUGUUGACAUGGAAUACUACAAGGGGAAGACAGUCCACCUGCUAGAAUUCGAUGAUGGAUGCUUCAUAUGGAGAGAAUCAAAUGGCGCCCUUAGUCACCUUCCCAUGAUCGGUGAAGAAAACUGCUCAGCAAUUUCUCUACAUGAAAGAAGUGAGAAAGUCAUCGUUGUGUCCGGAGACUCAGGAACGGGUAAAACCGUGUUGGCGACCCGGCUUUGCACAAAAAUCAAGGACUCAGACAAGCAAGCAUGGGUGAUUCAUGUCAGUAAUUAUUCGCAGGUGCAAGAGGCUAUGACUAUACACAGUGGACAAACUGGUGUAAUUAAUUUCAUACCGUUCGCGAAGUUGUGUGGCGUAUCAACAAGCGGAGUAGAGUUUGAACUGUUUCAGAAAAGCGUCACUGAGGGAGGUCCGUUUAACGUGUGGGUCAUUUUCGACGCCCUUGACGAAAUUCAGGAGACUAGCCAGAAAAUUAUCCUUGAUCUCACGAAGGUCUUGGUGAAAGCAAAGCUUUCUAAGAUACUGCUGUUCACACGCACCAUAUGUACAAAUUCGAUUCAAGAUGAAAUGCACGUGGUGUCUUUCCACAUGAGUCCGUUCUCCGAGGACGACCAAGUGCAAUUUCUGCAGAAAUACACUGAUCAAACGCCUUCAUCUCUAUUGGCUCCGGCCAGUAACACUCAGGCCAGUGGCAAAAGGUUCGAAAAGCUCCUUCACCAGGUUAGAAUGAAGGAUAGGUCCAUUCUAGGCAAUCCUCUUCUUCUCCGAAUGAUGGCCGAGGUGGGGCGAGGAGAAACUUCUGACCCCGAUUGCUACGACUUGGUGCAAAGUAUGUUGAACUCUCAUAAUUGCUAUUUUCUGUUAUCCGUGUACAGGUUGUUUGUCGAGUACAAAUACCUGCGAUAUCGCAAAGAAAAAAAGAAUGAGGAUAUAAGAAUAGCCGCCGUCCAAGAUGAUGACAAGAGGUUGAAGUCGAAAUUUUACAAGGACUAUGGUCGUCUAGCACUCAAGGCGGUUCUCUCCCAGGACGUCCUUAAGGGACUGCUAAGUGAAACUGAGUCCCGUGACUUGGAACCCAGUGGGAAGCUAACGACGUGUGUCAAGGAGAACAGGCUAAAACACGGUCUGAUACAGGAACUGAGCAACGAUGUGCCUCGCUUUGUGCAUCAGAGCUUCGCCGAGUUUUUCGCAGCAGAUUCGCUCUUCAAGAGGGUACAAAAAGUGGAUGCUAGAAGCCGUGAAGACAUCACACGUAUCGUUUCCAGGUUGUAUGGACAAUCUAGCUAUGAGGGCAUGUUGACUUUCUUGGAUGGAUUCGCAGCGGAGCAACACGCACUACAGAGCAGUAUUAUGAACAACGACACUGAAAGCGGUAAAAGAGCUGCAGAAUGUGACUGCUCUCCGACGGUCUCAAAAGAACACCUCUACACGUCGCUGCGCUGCAUGGUGAUCAGGGCUUUCUAAAGUGGCUUCCGAUUA